Sodiomyces alkalinus F11 is the source of this 2121-nucleotide messenger RNA. RefSeq names its product DnaJ-domain-containing protein. The transcript has a single exon. The record is from RefSeq and is a predicted model, not a curated record. Lineage: Eukaryota; Fungi; Ascomycota; Sordariomycetes; Glomerellales; Plectosphaerellaceae. The coding region runs from base 215 to 2110 and encodes 631 amino acids. Gene Ontology annotation, cellular component: cytoplasm.
CAUCGAUGCAAUAAGACCGACAGCCGGCUUUUGAGCGUCCGGCGUUUACUUGCCACUUGCAUCUCGCCACUUCAACGGGUUCGUCGAAACUCGACACAACCGGCCACCCAACCUACCUUCUUCUCUCACUCCCAUCACCCUUCCUUCACCGUUCUUCACCAUCACAAUCGCACCCAUAUAACCGCAUACGCCCACCUCGCCUCAUCUGCUUGCCAUGAGCCCGCUACCGCCAUGUCCGUAUACGGCUCUGGGUGUGCCCAAGGAUGCACAGUUGUCGGAAAUCCGCACUGCCCACCGGAAGCUGGUCCUUAAAUGCCAUCCGGACAAGGUGCAGGACCCGAAACUCAAGGCCGAAAAGCAAAAGGAGUUUCAGAAAGUCCAGCAAGCUUAUGAACUUCUAACCGACGAGAACAAGCGGGCAAAAUAUGAUGACCAGAUCAGGUUGAUAGAACUCCAGAAGAAGAGGGCAGCCGAGGCCAUUUCAUCGUCUCCUCGCACGACUACGCAUUACGUCAACAUCCGGACCGCUGAGCCUCUGCCCGAUAGCUUGAAAACUAAAUCGUCUUCUCGAGCGUCGCCGGUCACCGGAACGACGGCGUAUUCGCAGUCUCGGUCGUAUGAAGAUGACUUGACCAGUGCCCGCUUUUUCGAGGAGGCUGUGCGCAGUGCCCGACGCCAAGCUUCAUACGACGAUAAACCCUCUCGGCGAGAUAACGAUAGGGAUCGAGACCGCGACCGAGAUCGCGACCGAGACCGAGAAAAAGAACGUGAACGGAGGCGCCGAAGGGAGGAGCAAGAAGAAAAGGAAAAGCUCGCUCGUGCAGCAGCCGAGAAGGAGGCGCGUCGGGCCGAUAAGAAGCGUGUCGACAAAGAGCGGAAACGUGAAGUCGAGGAGAAGCGAAGACAAAAGUCACCAUACGUGGAACCGUAUGAUGAUGACGAAUACCGCCUCCCCAAAUCUGAGAGGGAGAGGAAGAAGUCGACUUCCUCGACGUCUAAGAAGCAUGAUGACAGGGACAAGCCCGAACGAGAACGGGAACGGGAACGGGAACGGGAGCACCCGGUGCAUCCCGUGCAUCCAGUGCCCCAAGAGGAAGAGGAAAACCCCGCGUUGCCCAUGGACAAGACACAGAAGGACAUGCUCAACGCCGUGCGGUACAUGUUUUCUGCCCGUCAAAAGGCCCAGCCGUCUCUGAGCCGAGCGCAGACUUACUCCGAGCCACCCUACAACGUCCGGUACGCAGAGCCUCCAGUCGCGGUUCCCACACCACCGGCGCCCCAGGACUCCCCCUUUUCACCUCCUCCUGUUACGGUAGACGAGGAUAUCCCCCGCCGAUCAUCUGCUAAAUCUUCAGCCAGACGGUCCUCGGACGCGCCUAAAGCCAGGGAGGGAUCGACUCAUAAAAAGUCAUCUUCUGGUUCUAAGGAUUCCAUUCCGACCACCCCUAUCAUUAUCGACUCAGCCUCUCCUCGCAUGCCUCCUCAAUUCUUCAAGGCCGGUACAACCCCGCCUGCAGUGCCAGAGUCGCCUCCAAGGAAGGGCCACCUUGCAAGGGCGAACACCUUGACAGAGGAUUACGGACGCACUCCGCCUCAGCCGUCCAUCUCGCGUGCCCAGACGUACCACUACGUGGGCGAGCCAGACCCGCGCAUGCCUGAUCCGCGAGGCCGGAGCCGCUCGAGGCUGCAGUCUCAGGUUUUGAGCGAUGACAGCGACUCGGAGGAUGAGCACGAGCGCCGCCGGAGACGCGAACGACGCCACAAGACUCACUCACCGCCGCCGCCCAUGCCUGCCGACUAUCCCACGCCUCCGUCACGCCACUCGACCCGUUACACUGUGAGCAAUGGACACACGGCUCCUAUUCCGGUCGACCGGGCGUAUUACCGUGAAGAGUCGUCGCCUCCUCCUUCGAGGAAGUCCAGUAAGGCCGCAUACUAUUCUUCAUCUCACCCCCGACCGCCUAUGCCUUCGCGCGAGGCAGCCUACAGCAACAGUGGCGGUGCUUACUACUCCAAAGUCAAGACGUCCAAAGCGUACUCGCCAGAGGAUGUUCAGUAUUCCGACAUUCCUCACGCUAGCUACUGGCCAGAGGGCUAUGCCCGGGCGUAGGAUGCAUAGUU